GAAACGUCACGAGCAUAUGGGUUUGUUUACAAUCAUCGGUGUUCUGAUAGUGGAUCACGCUUUUUGCUGCUGAAAUCUGACAUUUAUUUGUAAAUCAUUGUAAAUUUCAAAGUAUUUAUCGAAAAAUGAAACUACUUACGUAUAAUUUUCUAACAUCCAAGUGUAUUCGAGGCGUCAAAGUUGGAUUUCCGUUAAAAUUGAACAUUGUAGAGAAAAAAGUUGUUUCAACGGAUUUCAAUACGGAAUUUAUGACACGUAUGAUUCCUCGGUUGGAGUGGAGCGCUAUCAAACAGGCUGCUAAUUAUGUUGGAACCGAUCUUCCGGACACAUUGCCGGAAGAUAUCACGUCGGAUACCGAAACACUGCAGAAGCUCCAUCACGUUCUGAUGGAAGUGGAUAUCGUCGAAGGAACUCUCGAAUGUCCGGAAACGGGUCGGCUGUUUCCGAUCACCGACGGCAUUCCCAAUAUGCUGCUAAAUGAGGACGAGGUGUAAAAAUUCGUUAAACCCAAACAACGAACGAGUUGAAAAGAUAUGGUGUUUUUUUUUCUUCGGAAAUGCCAAUGUUUAUUAACUUGUAUUUUAUAAUUUACAUACAAUAAUAAGGGUGCAUUUUUUUUUGCAACAGUUGCUUUUCUCGCAUAAUGGUUCAGAGAUGGCGUGAAUUAAAUCUAACCGAAAUUUUAUUUUUGUUUGAAGAUGGACGCAAUUUUUCCAAUCAGUUUGGAGCAUUUUCGCUUGGAUGAGUGUAUGCCGCUCCAGGGUUUGUUUCAUGAAAGUCUAAUGAUUUGUGGGACGAACAAGGUACAGGUUUCACUUAUAGUAAUGCUUCUAAUAUGGCAAGUUAGUAUUUGAUACUCGAAUGUCAAGUUUGUUUUUCUCUAAUUAUAUUUAGUCAAAUUAGGCUAAUAGUGCUGUUUCACAAAAAUUCAAUAUAUUUGUGACAAUCGGAAUGCAAGUUGACUAUCACAUACAUUUUUCGUUACAUUUGUUUUAUGAUUAUAAUAUCAAAAUACUAGAAGUAAUGGAAACUUUGCUUUCAGUAGAUUGUAAUCUUGCAUUUCAGUAGAACUUGGAAUUCUGUUUUGGCCUCACCUUCAUACACUUCCCUAUUGUUGAUGCCACGGCAAAUAUCUUUCAGAAGGCAAUGAAUGGUUAUUGGGAAUGAGCAAUUUGCACUAGUUGUUUGUGUUUUCGAAUGAACAUUUGGCUUCAAACUAGCGCAUCUAAUAGUGACGAAGCCUACCAGCUGUGUGUAAUAUUCACUACAUUUUUGUUUUUUUUUACAUUACAUGUUUAUGUUGCCAUCUUUUACUAGAUCUGUAGGAGAA
This is a messenger RNA of Malaya genurostris, 1330 nucleotides long. It is a transcript of the gene Trmt112, whose product is annotated as multifunctional methyltransferase subunit TRM112-like protein. Gene Ontology annotation, molecular function: protein heterodimerization activity. Lineage: Eukaryota; Metazoa; Arthropoda; Insecta; Diptera; Culicidae. The transcript is spliced from 3 exons. The coding region runs from base 126 to 494 and encodes 122 amino acids. The record is from RefSeq and is a predicted model, not a curated record. Gene Ontology annotation, biological process: rRNA (guanine-N7)-methylation; peptidyl-glutamine methylation; tRNA methylation.